Etheostoma spectabile (orangethroat darter) is the source of this 6494-nucleotide messenger RNA. RefSeq names its product WIZ zinc finger b (gene wizb). Gene Ontology annotation, biological process: regulation of transcription by RNA polymerase II. Bases 49 to 6213 code for a protein of 2054 amino acids. Gene Ontology annotation, molecular function: DNA-binding transcription factor activity, RNA polymerase II-specific; RNA polymerase II cis-regulatory region sequence-specific DNA binding. The record is from RefSeq and is a predicted model, not a curated record. Gene Ontology annotation, cellular component: nucleus. Lineage: Eukaryota; Metazoa; Chordata; Actinopteri; Perciformes; Percidae. The transcript has 17 exons.
GUGUAGGGCGGCUCGGGACUCCGUACUGUUCUCUGGGGGGGGUAGGUGAUGGAGCCAGAAGAGCGACCCCUAACCCCAGGGACCAGCAUUGGGCCCCCCAGUCUACAACUCAGCACCCAGUCACCCCCACCUUCUGACAUUCAAAAGUCAAAACUAGAAUUAAAACCUUCAAUAACCUUGCAUUGCUCUCGUUGUCAUCAUCUGACAAUUAGAUCUGUUGUGAUGUUGUUGUGGUUUUUUCGCCUCCAGUCCUCAUGUCCCCCGAAUGUGAGGGACGGCCGGAUGUCUGCCAAACGCCUGUGGGGCCCCCGAGCCAGAGAUGAGGGCCCCGAGCAGAGGGAGGGCCCCCGAGCCAGAGAUGAGGGCCCCCAGCAGAGGGAGGGCCCCCGAGCCAGAGAUGAGGGCCCCCAGCAGAGGGAGGGCCCCCGAGCCAGAGAUGAGGGCCCCCAGCAGAGGGAGGGCCCCCGAGCCAGAGAUGAGGGCCCCCAGCAGAGGGAGGGCCCCCAGCAGAAGAAGGGCCCCCGGCAGAAGGAGGGCCCCUGGCCCGGGGCCGAGCCAGGGAGGAGCGCACAGAGGAGAACCAGGUCCUCCGCCUUCCCUUCCUCCCUGAGCUGGGACUCUGACUCUGAAAAAGAAACACUAGAUGAGGAGGAGCUACAGCACUUUUCUAACCCUCACGGUCUGGCUGCUCACAGCCCAGGAUCUCCUUCUUCUGGACUCAGACUUGAUAGUGAGGAUGACCAAGAACCCGAAAAGAACCAGUUGCGUAGCAAGGCUAACGCAUCCCCGCCUGUGGUGGGGCACAACAGGAACAAUGAGAGCACAAAGACCGAAGAGCCAAAUACAUCUCAGACUGGCCCGGCAGACUUGGCAGAUGGCGACGUGUGGAAUGCAUCUGAGGGAGCCAAGCUGUUUAUGUCCAAAGUAAAACCAAAGGAAGGUUGCCAAAUGGAGGAGGAGGAGGAGGAGGAGGAGGAGGAGGCUGGUAACAAUGAGGCAGAGAAGAGGCCCAAGGGGACAGAAACCACGGAGCCUGAGAGAGAUGUGUAUACCUUCCCUGGAGACUCCGACCCCGAGAGCCCCCCACCCGCUCCCUGGGCUCACUGCACGUUCAUUCAGCGGUGCAGAAAGAAGAGGGUGCUGCUCAGGCCCUUCUCCGGACUCGGCACCUUGAAGUCGCCCGAGACCGACGGGUGGGCAGGAGUUAGUCCUCCGAAAUCCAGAACAGCCGAGACGGCGCGGCUGAAUCGGGGUGCAGGGGUUUAUGAGUUUGAGGAGGCGGCCGUGGAAGAGCCGCUAAGCAUCAGAGAGAGAAGAGACCAGGAAGAAAUGGGGGGAGACCCAGGCAAGGAAAUCUUCACCUGCGUGGAGUGUAGCAUUUACUUCAAAAAGCAGAUCCACCUGCAGGAGCACAUAGUGGAGCAUUGUCAGAGCACGCGUUUGGGAAAGGGCGGCCGAUUCCGAUGUGUUGAGUGUGGGUGGAACCUGCCGAAUCGGCUCGCGCUGUCGGACCACCACAGGCGGCACCAGGAGUCCCGCCUAAAGAUCUUAGGGGAGAUUGAGAAGCUGAAUGAAAAUGGCAGCGCAAGAGAGCUCCCGAAGCACAGAAGCUCGGACGCAGCUAUUACGCAAGAUGCGAGCCCAGCUUCGAAUCCAGACAAAAUGUCGGACCCAGAUUUAGUCGCGUCUCCACCUCUUUCACCGGUUUCAACACCAGAUCCUGUCCCGGCAGUUCUUGACGCAACUCCUCCGAAUUCGACUCGCACUCCAGCUCAGCCCCGAGCGGUUCCCGCCGGCCGACGCCGCUUCGUCUGCACCAAGUGUAACUUCAGCACAAGAACCCCCCAGGCGCUGGCUAAUCACAGCAAGACCCACAACAGGAAAAAUCCAGCUCUCCCGGCGGACCCCCCAUCAUGUUUGGCAUCCCCCUCCCUGGCCUGUGGUCACUGUGCUUUCCUGACCUCAAGCCAAACUGCAAUGAGGGAUCACCAGAAGCUUGUUCACCCAGGACGGGGGUCCGUCAGCGGGGCGCAGGCCCAUGAAACUGGCCAGACUAUGGAGCCUGAACAUUCCUCUGGGCCAGGAUCUGGAUCCUCGCCCAAUGCAAGUCGAGGCGAAAGCCAGCCAGAAGCCUCCGAAGACGGCACUGUGCCCCCGAGCCGGAUGGUCGUGUCCGAGUGCGCUGGGAACGGGAGACUCUGCAGAAGAGGGAAGACUUGGACGCAUCUGGACACGUUUUUGGACGAUGGCAAGCUGAGCGGGAGUGAAGAAGAAGAGCGGGACAAAGAUCAGAGCACACAACACGGCGACAACUCGCCUGUCGGAGGGAAACGGCAAACCAGAUCAAGAUCCAGCACAGAUCACUGCUCCACACAGCAGACCGCCGCGUCGUCGCUCCCUCCCGGGAAGUGUGUGAAGGAGGAAGACGAGCUGGAAGUGGAGCAAGAUGGGCGGGGUUUCUGUUUGAGGAGGCGGAGCCACCGCGUUACCGCCGCUCCGGCGGACAGCGACGUCGUUGACGAGGAACAGGUGCGACGUUUCCUCUCGGAGGGAAUCUUGGACGAAGACCCGGACGAGAUUGACGAGGACUCGGAGAUGUUCAGGAGCGUGGAGAGGAAAUGCCCCUACUGCCCCGAUCGAUUUCACAACGGCAUCGGGCUGGCCAAUCACGUGAGGGGCCACCUGAACCGAGUGGGCGUCAGCUACAACGUGCGGCACUUCAUUUCGCCCGAGGAAGUCAAAGCGAUUGAGAGGAAGUUCUCCUAUCAGAAGAAGAAGAAAAAAGUUGCCAACUUUGACCCGGGCACGUUCAGCGUGAUGCACUGCGAGUUCUGCAGCGCCGGGUUCGACACCCGGGCCGGUCUGUCCAGCCACGCCCGCGCCCACCUCCGAGACUUCGGCAUCACCAACUGGGACGUGACCAUCUCGCCGAUCCACAUCCUGAGGGAGUUGUUCUCCAGCCGGCCCGAUCUGGUGAUCCCCACGGCACCCCCUCGGAGCCCCUGCUCCUCGCGGGACGAGGGCGAGGAAGGCGAGGGAGACGAGGAGGAGGAGGAGGAGGAGGAAGGGGAGCAGAUCGUGGAGGUAAAGCUAGAAGAGGAGACGAGUGAAAGGACGCUGAGCGCCGCCGGUACCGAUGCGUCGCCUUCGGCGGCUCCUCAACGCUGCAAGCAGGACGACGCUGAAGAAGAGAGUAACGGUGAGGGGGAGGAAGAGGAUGAGGAGCAGCUACAGCUUCCAGCUCUGGAUGCUCUGAGCUCGGGGAGAACCGACUCAGACGGCCCCCCCCCUGGAGAGGAUGCAGACUCCAAGGUCCACGACCUGAAGUGCGAGGUGUGUGGCGCUGCGUCCGAGACCCGGCGGGGCCUUUCCAGCCACGCCCGCUCCCACCUGCGCCAGCUGGGCGUCGGCGUGUCGGAGAGCAGCGGCGCCCCCAUCGACCUCCUCUACCGACUCGCCAAGGAGCAGGGCGACGCGGGCGGCCAGACCGGCUCGUCGUCCCCCCUCCCGACCCACAGCCCCUCGCCGUCAGUUCCUCGGAAAGAUGAGGCGGUAGGAGACAUGGACUUAGACGAGAAACCCGUCCCUCUCUCAGUCCUGGCCAAAGCAGCCAAAGCAGCAGCCAAACCGCCACCACCCUCCUCCUCCUCCUCCUCCUCCACGCCUACGCCUCCUCCCGGCUCCCCUCCUCCCUCAGUGGUGAGGAAAGCCCCCAUCUCCUCUCUGCUGCCGGUGUCCUCCCUGCUGCGCUCCGGGGAGCACAAGGCCGCGGGGAUGAAGGGCUUGAUGUCCAACCUCUCGGCCUCGGCCGCCGUCGCAGCCAAACCCAUCUGGGCGCCGCAGGAGGACGACGCGCCGCUCAACCUCACGCUGGAGGUCAACCCCAACAAGGACAUCGUUUGCCAGCUGUGCGGCGCCUGGUUCGAGACUCGGAAAGGAUUAUCCAGCCACGCACGAGCCCACCUCCGGCACUUCGGCGUGGAGUACUCCGAAUCCAAGGGCUCUCCCAUCGACCUCCUGAACCAGCUCAUCGACACGGACGACUUUAAGCACAACGCCGGCUCGCUGCAGCGCAGCGGCCCCGCGGAGCCCCGGGGCCCCGCCGGCUCCAAGCCGCCGCUGUACGGCCUCGCGUCCUCGCCACCGCCAUCGCUCCUCUACAAGGUGACCACGGCCGGGGGAGGGUCCACGGCCAAAGCUACCUCUUCCUCCUCGCUGCUCCUCGGCCCGCCCGCCAAGCGGCACAAGUCCUCCUCCGUGAGGGUCUUCCGCCUGAGCAGCGGCGAGCUCAUGGCUCUUCCACACAGCGACCCUCCGAAGGAAAUCGGCUGCGAGUUCUGCGGGGAGUACUUCGAGAACCGUAAGGGCCUCUCCAGCCACGCCCGCUCCCACCUGCGCCAGAUGGGCAUCACCGAGUGGUCGGUGAACGGCUCGCCCAUCGACACCCUGCGGGAGGUCAUCACCAGACGGGGCCUGCCUUGCGCUCUGCCCCUCAAACCUCUGAAGACGCCGCCUCCGUCCUCGCCCGGGCCCCCCCGCUCCCCUCUGCCGGCCUCCGCCUCUCCCUCGGCGACCCUCCUCGGCCGCCUGCCCUUCGCCUUCGCCCGGCCCUCCAGCCCCGCGCCGUCCGCGGCGUCCAAAUCGAGCUCGGCGGCGACGCCCCCGACGGCGUCCGGCGGGCUGAUCCUCAGGCUGAAGCCCGAGCCGCUGCAGCUGGACGUCACGGCGCCGUCCCGGGCCGCGGGGAGAUCUGGUUUCUCCGGUGACGCGCUCGGCUGCAGCUGGAGCAGCUCUGACACGGUGUUCCCCCUCAACCUGGCCAUGUCCCACGACGUGGAGCCUACACGAGACAUCCGCUGCGAGUUCUGCGGGGAGUACUUCGAGAACCGUAAGGGCCUCUCCAGCCACGCCCGGUCCCACCUGCGCCAGAUGGGCAUCACCGAGUGGUCGGUGAACGGCUCGCCCAUCGACACCCUGCGGGAGGUUAUGCACAAGCGAGGGGGGGGUACCCCCUCCCACCCGGACCAGGGGGUGAAGAAGGAGGCGAGCCACGGGACCGGCAGCCCGCUCUGGGACAACGCCGAGGGUUUGGGGGUCUCCGGCUACCAGUCGGGCUCCAAAUUCCGUAAAUCGCCGCUCAGUUUGCUUCAGUCGGCGCCGCGGCUCCACAAGCACGGCCCGGGGGCCGCGGCGGCCGCUAUGCCUGCUGGGAGGUUUUUCCGGCUGUCCCCGCUGGGGAAGAGGCCCCUGUCCGACGAGGGCCAAUCGGCGGAGAGCGCCCACUCGCCGCCGCAUCAACCGAAGACUUACUCACCUCUGCCGCACGACUUCUCCUUCAAAAGGAAACCCUCCCCCGACAAGCCCGGACACCAGGAUCCCAGCUGCGAGCUGUGCGGCUUCUACUUCGAGAACCGUAAAGCUCUGGCGAGCCACGCCCGCGCCCACCUGCGGCAGUUCGGCGUGACGGAGUGGUGCGUGAACGGCUCCCCCAUCGAGACGCUGAGCGCCUGGAUGCGCAGCCGGCCGCAGAAGGUGCUGGAGAUGCACCGCAGCUACAUGCAGGGCAACCGCUCCACCCUGAAGAAGCCCGGUCAGACAUUUCCCGCCCCAGACCCCACCCCCGGGGCCGCUCCAGCCCCCCCCCCCUCCAAGCUCAGGUUUGGGUCGCAGGAGCUAACGUCCGCGCUGCCCAGAGGUAUUGAGCGUCGGCCCUUGAAGCACCCGUCGUGCCCAGAUGGGACAGAGAGCCCUCCUAAACCCCCCCGCACAGGCACAGUCCCGGCCCUGGUGCCCAAACCGCCCUCGUACCCGCUGGUGAAGCUGGUGGGCAAGUUCUACACCCUAAAGUGCCGGUUCUGCGAGGUGGAGUUCCACGGGCCGCUGUCGGUGCAGGAGGACUGGAUCCGACACCUCCAGCAGCACAUCCUCAAGAUGAACUACAGCCGGCCCGCUGCACCCAAAGCCGCCUCCGCCGCCCCCCCCGCCCCGGCGGACGACCCGGCCUCUGCCCCAGCCUCCACCUCUACCUCCAGUACCACCUCUACCACGCCCCCCCUCACCUCCACCUCCACCCCCACCCUGGGCCGCGCCAACGCUCCAAACAGCCGCUCCCAUACGCCUCCGCCCGUCACUGCCACGGAGCUCGUAAAGGUCUCAGAGGAGCCCCCCACCUUAUCUCCAUCCUCUAUCCCCUUCCCCACCCAGACAGUUUGAGCUCAGCUCCGUCAGUCAUUUAACCGCCUUUUACUUUUCUCCCUGCCUUCGUCAUACAGUAUUGCUCAUAAGUUUACAUACCCAGGCUAAAGUUGACUAAAAAGAGGACUAAAAAAACAUCUUUUGGAAAUAGAUCUUAAUGCGUUAAUUAAAAAAAAAAGGAAAAAUCUAAUCUGUAAGGACACCAAUUUUCUUUGUGAAUGAAUAAUGUUUCAUAGAUAAAUAAAUGUUAUUCCUUAAAAUACAGGGGCAUAAGUAUACACCCCCCUAUGUUAAAAUAC